This is a messenger RNA of Spirodela intermedia, 2721 nucleotides long. NCBI's taxonomy places the organism in Eukaryota, Viridiplantae, Streptophyta, Magnoliopsida, Alismatales, Araceae. The record is from the annotation of a GenBank genome assembly.
AUGGAUUCUUCUCGGCAAAACCCCUACGGGAACUACCAAUCUCUCUACCCCGAGGUCGUCCGGACGAAUCCGGAGCUGCAUUCUCCCUUCGUCUCGUCCGCUGCCGACAGCACCCGCGGCGGAGCUCUCUACCCAUCGCUCGACCAUCCAACGUCUGCGCCGGCGGCAUCUUCGGGUUCCAGUUCCUUGUAUCCCUCCAUCGAGAUGAAGGAUCUCGUCGAUAAUCUCUUCCCCGACGCGGAGGAGGUUGGUUCAGCGCCUGGGAACCCUAACCUCGGCCACCCCCCCGUGGAGGAGACCCUCGUCCGCGUCCCUGGUGCGAUCCUCCACCUCAUCGACAGACAGCGCAGUUUGGAUCUCGGAUCCGGCGACUUCUCCGUGGUCCGCCUUCAGCAGGGGGACAACGUCAUCGCCGUCCUCGCCCGCGUCGGGGACGUUGUCCAGUGGCCCCUCGCGAAGGACGAGGCGGCCGUUCGUCUCGAUCACUCCCGUUACUUCUUCUCCCUCCGUGUACCGGAGGGAUCUUCCGACGUAGGCGGGGACGACGCUCGCCACAGUGGCGACGGGUCAGAUAAUCUUCUAAACUACGGGCUCACCUUCGCGUCCAAAGGGCAGGAGGCCCUGCUUGAGGCGCUGGACGGAAUCCUCGCCUACUACACCAAUUUUUCCCUUCAGAAGGUUGAAACAAAGGCCGAGGUAUUGGAUGAAUCCGUGCCGAAGGAGACCUCGCCGGCGGAGGUGGCAACAUCAGGGCCGAAGAGGGAGAAGAUAGAGAAGCUUUCAGCCGCCUACUGGACGACCCUGGCGCCAAACGUCGAGGACUACAGCGGGUCCUUGCCUCGGGCGAUCGCCAGGGGAUCAGGAUAUCUCAUCAGAGGGAUCUUGUGGUGCGGAGAUGUGACUGUGGACAGGCUGAACAGGGGGAACGACGUGUUGAAGAACAGGAUGUCACCCAACUCAAAGCCGACGGAGAUCAGUGAGCAGGCGUUGCGCAGGAUGAGGAGGUGAGCUCAUGCCAGCCCUCAUGUUCCUCUUCUGUUGGUCGAAAUUACUGGUCCCCAACCCAUAACCUGGAAAUAGCUCAUGAGGAACGAGGUGAAGAACAUUAUUCUUCCUUGCCUUCUGCUCGAAGACCACAUAUUGGUGAUUUCUGAUGGGUGCUAAUGCGCGGCAGGGUCAAGAGGGUCACAAAGAUGUCUGAGAAAGUGGCCAAUGGCGUCUUAUCAGGAGCCUUGAAAGUAUCCGGCUUUGUCACGAGCUCUGCCGUCAAUUCAAGAGCGGGCAGGAAGUUUUUCAGUCUCUUACCGGGGGAGAUUGUUCUCGCUUCUCUUGAUGGCUUCGGUGCGUAAUCCCCCACCCCUUAUGACCCUUAAUAUGAUUUCUUCAGUCUGAGAUUGUUGAUUUUCUCUCCUUGAUAUUUUGAGCUAUAUUUUCUGCCGAAUUAUAGUCGAGAUUGUUUUUACUCAUUCAAUGCAACCCUGCCCAUCUGUGUAUGAUGGAAGAUGUAGAAUUUCUUGCCGGUUCCACCAUGGGUUUUCUCUCUCGUAGCCAUUAUUGCGGGUGAUAGCUGUGCCCUAGCCGCUCUGCUCCAUACACAAUACACGAAGAAAUUGCUCUCGGAACAUCGCCUAUUCCCCUCCAUGCCCUCUUCAACAAGGUUCGGCGAUAUAUUCUCGUCUAACAUCAUACUCGGUCCUAGAAGAUUUCGCCAUGUUUUUCUCAAGAUCUGGGUCACUAUCUCUGUUGAAGAGGCCGAUCGAAGCUGUCUCCAGUCCCUAGUCAAACAUUAUUCAAAAUCCUUUAUGUGGCGGCGAAAUCAUUACCUAUAACUUCUCUACAUUAUACUCGGUCCUAGAAGAUUUCGCCAUGUUUUUCUAAGGAUCUGGGUCACUAUCUCUGUUGAAGAGGCCAAUCGAAGCUGCGCCUAGUCAAACAUUAUCCAAAUCCUUUAUGUGGCGGUAAAAUCUACAACUGUUGACUUAUCUUGAAGGUAGCUGAACUGGGAUGACCAUCGCCAUCAUCGAUGACAGACUCUUUGAUGGAGCUGAGAGUUAUAACCUGAUUUGGUCUAAUAUAUUGAUUAAAUAUGUUCUUCCGUGAUCAUUGUACAUAAAAUGACACUGACUAAUCCUCAUGAUUUUUUGAGCUUCUCUGAAUCACCAGUUGUUCUGAUAUAUUUUGCUUUGGUCUUUUGAUCUGGUGAACAGCCAGAGUCGGCGAUGCGGUGGAAGCAGCCGGAAAGAAUGUCCUGUCUACCUCCUCCACUGUGACAACGGAAGUCAUAUCCCACAAGUAAUCCUCCUCAUCUCAUUGCAUGCAGCUGUUCUUGUUGCCCAUCUGCCCGCGAUCCUCAGAAAAUAUCUAGAAAUCAUCUCAACCCAGCUAGGAAUCUCUUGAUGAGCAGUUCAUCCUGUUCAUGCCCACUUUUGGGCAAUCCUUCAAAGUAGUGGGUAAAGAACCGAUUUUUACAGCAAUCUCCGAGACCCAUAAUCAUUUAUCUCGUGCUGAUCAUGUUCUUCCUCCUGUUCUCUGAGAAGGUACGGUGAAGGAGCGGCCAAGCUCACUAACGAAGGCCUCCAUGCCACUGGGCAUGCAAUGGGGACGGCCUGGGCUGUCUUCAAGCUUCGGAAGGCGCUCAACCCCAAGAACUCCAUCAAGCCGACGUCGAUCGUGAAGUCAGCGGUGAAGGCCGCCGCCUCCAAGUCAAAGGCCAAGCAGUGA